CGCGCGACGACGGGCACUCGGCCAUGUCCGCGGACGCCUCCAGGCCGGAGACCGGCCCAGGGCCCGGGCCGGGGUCGGGGCCGGGGCUGGUGCGGGAACCCGGGCUGGGGUCCGAACCGGGCCAACUGUGCCCCGAGCACGGCGAGCCUCUGAGCUGGUUCUGCCUCUCGGAACGACGGCCGGUGUGCGCCGCCUGCUCCGGGCUGGGCGGCCGCUGUCACAGGCACCGCAUCCGCCGGGCGGAGGAGCACGCUGAGGAGCUGAGAAACAAGAUUGUAGACCAGUGUGAGAGGCUGCAGUUACAGAGUGCUGGCAUCACCAAGUAUGUGGCGGAGGUCCUACAAGGGAAGAGCCAGAAAGCAGUGAGCAUGGCUAGUGCAGCGAGGGAACUGGUCAUCCAGAGGUUGAGUCUGGUGCGGAGCCUGUGUGAGAGUGAGGAACAGCGGUUACUGGAGCAGGUGCACGGCGAAGAGGAGCGGGCCCACCAGAGCAUCCUGACUCAGCGGGCACACUGGGCUGAGGCCGUGCAGAAGCUGGACACCCUUCGCACCAGCCUGGUGGGCAUGCUUACCCACCUGGAUGACCUCCAGCUGAUUCAGAAAGAGCAGGAGAUUUUUGAGAGGGCCGAGGAAGCAGAGGGCAUUUUGGAUCCCCAGGAGUCGGACAAAUUAAGCUUUAAUGAGAAGUGUGCUUGGAGCCCACUACUGACUCAACUCUGGGCAACAUCAGUUCUUGGGUCUCUCUCAGGCAUGGAAGAGGUGCUUAUCGACGAAAGGACUGUCAGCCCCUUAUUGCAUUUGUCUGAAGAUCGAAGGACCCUGACCUUCAAUGCCAAGAAGUCCAAAGCCUGCUCGGAUGACCCAGCGCGCUUUGACCACUGGCCCAAUGCCUUGGCUGCCACCGCCUUCCAGGCUGGGCUCCAUGCCUGGAUAGUGAACGUUCAGCACAGUUGUGCUUAUAAGGUGGGCGUGGCCUCAGCCCAGCUGCCCCGGAAGGGUUCUGGCAGUGACUGCCGCCUCGGCCACAAUGCCUUCUCCUGGGUCUUCUCCCGCUAUGAUCAAGAGUUCCGUUUCUCACACAAUGGGCAGCACGAGCCUCUGGGGCUGCUUCGGUGCCCGGCACAGCUGGCCAUGCUGCUGGACCUGCAAGCAGGAGAGCUGGUCUUCUUCGAGCCUACCUCGGGGACUGUGCUUCACGUCCACCGCACAUCCUUCCCUCAGCCACUCUUCCCAGUCUUCGCUGUAGCUGACCAGGUCAUUUCCAUCCUUCGCUGACUUCCGGCCACGGUGAGACCAGGUCCACGUUCCCAUCACCCUUGCAGGUCAGGCCGUGCUUCCAGCUAG
Messenger RNA from Acomys russatus (golden spiny mouse), 1343 nucleotides. It is a transcript of the gene Bspry, whose product is annotated as B-box and SPRY domain containing. Lineage: Eukaryota; Metazoa; Chordata; Mammalia; Rodentia; Muridae. Gene Ontology annotation, molecular function: zinc ion binding; protein binding. The record is from RefSeq and is a predicted model, not a curated record. The transcript is spliced from 6 exons.